AUCCCAUUGCAGCUGUUAGCAAGCAUAGGGUCGGAAUUUAUCAAGGAUCAAGUUGUGUCAUGCUUUGCUCUCCGGAGCAGGGCGCUGCUCAGUGUAGAGUGUAGAGGUGGAUCAAAUGAAAAAUAAUCCUGGUGUUUGUAAUGCCUGCCGUUUGGUGAGACGUACUGUAGACCCGGUGGCAAUGGUGAGACUGAAAAUACCCUGUCUGUCUUGUUGAGCUUUGACACGGUUUCUUACUUGAUAAAAUCAGGUUAGGUUAUAUUUGCUAUUCUGUGAGGGCCUAUGUUCCGAACCCGCUAUGGUGCUUUAGGUGCCAAGGAUUCGGACAUGUUGCAGCAGUGUGGAGAAUAGAGAUCCCACAAUGUGAGAAAUGUACAGGAGGACGUAGUCAGAGGGAGUGUAAAGUUGGGAUAGAGAAAGCACUUUGUGCCAACUGUGGGGGACCCCAUGCGGCUUGUGGAUUCAAAGAGCCUGUGAGAGACAGUUUGAGAUUGCCAGAGUUUGAGUGGGGAGGAAAGUUUCUGAUGCUGAGGCAGUGAAGAGAGUAGAGUAUAGGCCAAGGGUGAGUGAUUCGACAGGGAGCCCCCUAACCCUUGAUCAUGACUCUCACUUCCAUUACACAUAAGAGUCAUUGGAGGAAGGCGUCUUCUGUAAGGGGGGAUUUGUUAAAAGCCCCGACGCUCGAUCAGAACAUAAACACGCCUCGCUUGCCGUACGGUCUUGGAAGCAUAAUGACCUUAUCUUUCAUAUCAGCAAGAAAUCAUUUUCAAAGAACAAAAGGUUAAAUUGAUACACAGCCUGAUAGAGUUAGGGUACCCACAAGGCCAUAUCGCCAUGUUACAGCGCUUGUUUGGGGAAAACAGCGGCGACCACCUGUGUUAAUUAGCUAUCUAGCUUGCUCCCAACACGUGUGUGUAAGCGUAACUCGGGAAAUGUAGUUUCGUCGGAUGGAAGCAUCCAUAGCUGUAUGGAUCUUUGCAAAACUGCUACAGUAAGUGUGUUUUUGUUUCGAAAGCCGUAUUGCAAGCGAUGAUUAUUGACGUUUCUAAACGUUAAAACAAAGCGUCGGGAUUGUAGUUCACAUGAGCCAGUCGUGGGCGAAGAUAACAGCUGAGAACUGUAGGGAGAAUUCCGCCUAGAGUUUGAGAGCUAGGAGCCUCCCAGUGAAUAGGCCUGAAGAGAGAGAUCCAGAGAGGAUGAAUUUCAGUAAGGUAGGAUUUCUUGCGUUUAUGGCUAUGGUUAUUGAAUUGUACUGCACUGAUGGUUCGUAAACCCCUGUAAAAAUGUGGUAGUGACAGCAGCAGAGACAUUUUGGGGUGUAAGAGUUUAUUUUUUAUAGAAGAUCUACAGGGGGUUUUAAGAGAAGGGGCUCCAUCCUUCCCAGGCUGGAGUAGGAUCUGGUUGGGGUGGUGUGUUUUUGGGGUAUAGUGGUGAAUAUGUGUAGGGUUAGAUGGAGGUGAGAUUUAAAAAUAAAUAAAUAAUAAUAUUUCCACUUUUUCCUGUCAAUGUGCAAUUCACACUCCAACCUGUGAAAGGCAGCAAUACGUAACAAAGCAAUUCUGCUGGAGACUCACACGAAGAAGUAAACGGAAGUGAAUAAGAACAAUUUCCACGUUAGCAUUUUUUAUUUAAUGUUAAAAUAUGACUAAUUUACAUGCACAGCGUCACAUACUUAACCCAUAUAGUGUUUAAUUCACGUUGGAGACAUAACAUCUACCAACCAAGUCCUAUGUAUGUAACGCAGACUAACUAGCUGCUAACAAUGGCUAAUUGUGUGGGUUUUCACACUCAAAUAGCCUCCAUCAUGGAGGUGCUAGCGAAUGCAGCCGUGGCAGAGAUCUGUAAACUCGUAGACGACGACUAUGCAGUGUUUCGUUUGGAAAUAACUCAAAGCCAGAAAGAAAACAGGGCAUUACGGAGGAAACUACUGGAACUGAAGGUGGCACGGGAGCGCGUCCUCGCCAGUCGUCCCCGAUACAGAGGAAUGGCAAGAGGUGAAGGACAUCUCACUGGAGGCCACAGGGGCUUUGUGAAGCCAGUGGAACACAAUAGAUGGAGAGAUGACCAACCAAUCCCUGUUGAUGAGGGGAGUGGAACCUCCAACGAGCACGUUAUCAUGAUAGAGUUUGCAGAUGCAGAGGCUGCAGUUCCUGGGGUCAAGCAGGAGAGGUCUGAAGGAGAGGAGGACCCACGGCACAGCAGAGACAUCCAGACUGGAGCGACAGGAGCGCCCCCUGUAGCCAUGGCAAAACCCACCACCGUGCAGCCCAGGACCAGACGCAGCGUCACGGAGGUCAAUGGAACGCUGAACGGCGUCCUCAAGUCAGAGACUGACACAGAGACUUUAACUGUAACACAAAGGCUUUUACACACAGGAUCUGACCACAGGUUAGACUAUGAGAGACUGGGGCCACUGGGCUGUCCUGCUCCUGGCUCAGAGUAUUUACUUUACGGUAACCUAAGCCCGAGGACAAUUCAAUCCCAUCAGGACUCAGGUGACGUGUUAGAGACUGGUAAUGAUCCAUCUUGUUCUUACACUACAGAGAUGGACCCUGACAACAUGCCCUUGGGUUUAGAGACACAGACGGAUCUGUCUAGAGGGGACUGGAACCAGUACAGUAGUAGUGUAUACUCUGAAGGGUGCCUAGAUAAGAAAGGUGAGGUUUUAGAUGAGGUGACUGUGAAAGUGGAGAGCGACAUUCCUCCCACAUGGAAUGCAGAUAUUCACUUAGGAGACGGACACUCACAGGGCAGAGAUUUCUUAGAUUACAGGGGAAGCUUAAAGACUAAUCCAAAUGUUGCAACCCACUCCCCUUUAAACGAGCUCCAGGAUCAUAACCCAGUGUCCACAUCUAUGGGACCUUCAGAUUCACACGGCCGCAUCCUUUUCGAUCAGGUAUUGAACUCAAACGACAGGGCUAGAGUCCAGGCUCAGGGUGGGCGAGCCACAUCAGGUAUUAGUAAAGAGAAACGGUUCCUCUGCAUGUUCUGUAACAAAGGCUUCAGCUGCCUCCAGAAGGUGGAGAUCCACCAGAGGGUCCACACAGGGGAGAAACCCUUCAGCUGUACCCAAUGUCAUAUGUGCUUCGCCCAGGCUUGUGACCUGAAGAGGCACCAGAGGGUCCACACAGGGGAGAAACCCUUCGGCUGUACCCAGUGUCACAUGCGCUUUGCUGAGGCUGGAAACCUGAAGCGGCACCAGAGGGUCCACACAGGGGUGAAACCCUUCAGCUGUACCGAGUGUCAUAUGCGCUUCGCCCAGGCUGGUGACCUGAAGAGGCACCAAAGGGUCCACACAGGAGAGAGGCCAUUCGCCUGUAAUCACUGUGGGAAGAGGUUCUCUGAGAGGAGAUACCUAAGGAUACACCAGCAGAAACACCAUUCCACUCUAUAACAUAAAAGUAACCAUUCCACUCGAUAGCUACCUGGCUAGCUAAGUAAACAGCUGAAAUUAUCUAGCUAGCUGUAAAGUUUACAUGUAUCCCCACUAGCUGGCUACUAGAUGACCAAUAUAACAUUUGGGCCUAAAGCUUUUUGUAGGGACCCAAGGAAAGCAAUUCUUGCCUGUAUCAGUGAUGGACACUAGUUAUAAUGUAGACCAAUACUUUUAUAGCUAACUACUAAUACAACAGCCUAAUUUAUUGCACAUUGUUUUGAUAAACUGGUUAGAAUAUGGUCAAAUCAUAAUCUGUACCAAAUGGAUUGCCUAUCAAUUAGGGCUGGGCGAUUAUAUCAAAUUAAUUUGAUUAAUUCGAAUGAAUUAACGCCCUAACAAUGGGAGUCUUUGUCCCAAUGGGGGGAAUGCAGGGGGAUAAAUUUAGGUUCAAAAUAAGCUCAUAGAAACCCAUGGGCUUAUUUUGGAUAGAUUAUGGUGAUAGUGAAACCUCUUUCUCCCAAGCCCCUCCCCUACCACGCAACAAUAAAGAAGAGGUAACUUCUUCCUCUCUGACGAAUAGAUUCAAUUCGCUAUUUGCAUUUGGUCCAACAGAAUCGGUCAUAUGGACAUCGCAACACAUGGAGACUUUGUUUUACUGUAAUAGAGAAGGUAACCUUUUGAACCCUGUUUAUGUUUCAGCUGCUAAAACGGAUGCACCAAUGAACAUUCAUUCUGGAAAAUGUAUGCUCAGUUUGUCUUGCACAUAUUACGGUACCACGUACCGCUAGCAGCAUUUUUGUCAAAUAAAGAUUGUUAUACUAGC
Messenger RNA from Oncorhynchus kisutch (coho salmon), 4199 nucleotides. RefSeq names its product zinc finger protein 583-like. Gene Ontology annotation, biological process: regulation of gene expression. Bases 1763 to 3394 code for a protein of 543 amino acids. The record is from RefSeq and is a predicted model, not a curated record. Gene Ontology annotation, cellular component: nucleus. NCBI's taxonomy places the organism in Eukaryota, Metazoa, Chordata, Actinopteri, Salmoniformes, Salmonidae. The transcript has 3 exons.